Molecule: messenger RNA, 815 nt
Organism: Carica papaya (papaya)
Lineage: Eukaryota; Viridiplantae; Streptophyta; Magnoliopsida; Brassicales; Caricaceae
Product: Ribosomal protein L20
Biological process (GO): translation
Cellular component (GO): ribosome
Molecular function (GO): structural constituent of ribosome; rRNA binding
Source: RefSeq, a predicted model, not a curated record
GCGAACUAAAACCCCACAAAGCCGUAAGCCUCCACAAUUCCUCUUCUUCCUCGGGGCAAGCUCCUCUGCUGCUUUCCAUUUACCUGAGACAUCUUCAACCAGCAAGCAUCGCCUGUGCCACUUCUCCUCUCCUUCUUUAAAUAGCCGUCUUCUUCCAUCAUUACAACGCCUCAUCUCUCUACUGCUCCCACACGUGCGGACUUCUGGACACUGGCCGUCAUUUGGUGCCCUAGGAAAAGAGAAUUGGAUACUGAAAUAGGAAGAAAAUGAACAAGAAGGAAGUACUGAAGCUGGCAAAAGGGUUCAGGGGAAGGGCAAAGAACUGCAUAAGAAUAGCAAGGGAGAGGGUGGAGAAGGCAUUGCAGUAUUCGUAUAGAGAUCGGCGCAACAAGAAGCGUGAUAUGCGCUCCCUCUGGAUCCAACGCAUCAAUGCAGGAACUCGACAGCAUGGCGUGAAUUAUGGCAACUUUAUGCAUGGCCUGAUGAAGGAGAACAUCCAAUUGAACAGAAAGGUUCUCUCGGAGCUAUCUAUGCACGAACCAUACAGUUUCAAGGCACUUGUGGACAUCUCUCGGAGUGCUUUCCAAGGAAAUAAAAAUAUUGUGCUUCCGUCUAGAAAGGUAGACAUUUCAUCAAUCAAUGUGUAACUGAUUUUUAACUUUACUCAUCCUUUACUUUGAUUAUUGUCUAGCUAGAACAGAAAAGAUCAACGUCUUUAGUUCGCAAGCAAAAUAUUUUACCUGCUUUCUGAUAAACUAUUGUAGAUCUGAGCUGUUGGAUAUCAUGAAGCAAAAUAUCUCAGUUUGGUUUUUUAA